This is a messenger RNA of Sparassis crispa, 252 nucleotides long. RefSeq lists its product as hypothetical. The coding region runs from base 1 to 252 and encodes 83 amino acids. NCBI's taxonomy places the organism in Eukaryota, Fungi, Basidiomycota, Agaricomycetes, Polyporales, Sparassidaceae. The transcript has 3 exons. The record is from RefSeq and is a predicted model, not a curated record.
AUGCCAAGGUCUCAUGCUUCAUGUCAUUUGAGUGUUGUUCGCGAAUUCACGCUUCGUCCAUGUGUACGACAGGGUGUAAAAUUCUGGCUCAGGUCGUCUGAAGACUCGAUUUUGCUGCGUUUCUACGUGGGGACACUGGUGUUCUCCUCUAUCCUUCAGACUGCGCUAGAAACCUAUAAGGUCUGGUUGGACGUAAUCAUUCGCAAGCAUUGGGUAUAUGGCCUUCUCCGCAUCGACCGGCCCUCGGACUGA